CGCCGUGACGACGAUCGGCACGACAACCGCCGUGACGACGAUCGGCACGACAACCGCCAUGACGACGAUCGGCACGACAACCGCCGUGACGACGAUCGGCACGACAAUCGCCGUGACGACAACCGGCACCACGACGACGACCACCACAGGGGUGGCGAUGGCGGCGGUGGCUGGGGACGUUAUCUGCUGUAGCUGCGCUGCAAGCAAUGAGGCGUAUGCCGUGCGGCACAAGUGGGGCAUGCCAUGCGGGCUGUGGAAUGGCCCUGACAGCCAGGCCGUCAGGCCGUCUGGCGCAGAGGCCAGAAGGCUCUAGACGCAGCUGAGAGGAGGAUAUAUGGGACUUUUGGGGGUUUAGGAGAUGAACGGCGCACGAUGGGCAGAAAUGACCCGUGGGUCACUUCGAGCGUGCAUCCCCCUGUCUUCGCUUCCUUUUUGCGUACUACCAUCCAUGGAGGGGCAUUCCAAUGUAUAUGUGGUUUAUGAGACGUUCUUCGUAUCUAAUGCUGAUGAAUGCGUUCAGCUAAGCUGCAAACAUGGCAGCACUCAUUGGGCGGCUAAACAUAGGUGUCCUGGAUGCAUCGGGGCAUGCGCGUUGGUUUGAUCGCAUCGCGCGGGGUAGGAGACGUAGGAGGCUUAGUGCUGUGCUCUACGAACGGUUUGCGCGCGUGGCGUUUGCGCGAUGCCGCACUGUACAAUAUGAACAUGGAAGCGCGCAGCGGCGGGAGGUACCGUACUGCACGCACGUACACACCUGCCUGUUAGCCACCCCUAGCACGUGGCUUUUCAGUAUUGUUGAUUUGUUGUACAUGUUGAGCCUGAACUAGGCUGUGCUCUUGUUGCUGAUUGGUAUGGAACGAACCUAGGCCGGGUUCCGGCUUUCUGGGCUAAGAUAAGGUUUAAGAUUGCACAGGUUGCAUGGCGGGGGCCCCCGUACAUGCCCCCGCCAUGUACGGGGGCGUGUACAUGGCGGGGCCCCCGCAAUGAUUGUGUUUCCUGGUUCGGUCCCGCGGGGUUACUUGGCGGUCCAUCUGUUCCUAGUUGGCUGUUGAUUGCCUGUUGUCCGCAC
Astrephomene gubernaculifera is the source of this 1066-nucleotide messenger RNA. NCBI's taxonomy places the organism in Eukaryota, Viridiplantae, Chlorophyta, Chlorophyceae, Chlamydomonadales, Astrephomenaceae. The record is from the annotation of a GenBank genome assembly.